AUGCCGCCGCGCUCUUCCUCGGCGUCCGGCAUGCGGAGCAUCCGCCGGGAGCUCCAGCGCAGGAGGCCCAAGCCCUUGGCGCCGAGGAGCUCAGCUGCCAAGAGGCCGCCGCCGCCGCAUGAGGAGGGUGAUCGCUACACGGGCCCGGAGCCACGCCCUUGUCCACCGCGCCAGGAGGAUCCAUCGCCCAGCACCUCAAAGUCCCCGCCAGGUUCCGCUGGCACCCACGCGGCGCCGCGGUCUCGGCCUCACCCUUCGCCGCGCCCCGGUGUCAUCUCUCCCUGCACGCCGCCGCAGCCCCGCUCCGCCCCACCCUCGGUCGACUCCGCGUGCCCGACCACCCUCGGCACCGACGAGAAUCUCAGGCCCGGGACGGCGGUUGGUGUCCGCACGAGGACCACGACGCUCAAGACCGGGGAGGUUCUGGUGUUCUGGCUCAGAGCGAUGAUCGUGUCGCCCACUCGCGGAGGCUACGAGGUCGUCUACGACCGCAACUGGCCGCCCGGGGACCCCUACGGCACCGUCCCCGUCCCGCGCCGACACGUCAGGACGAUCAAGCCCUCGUCGUCGCCGACUACGCCGGCGCCAUCCCUACCUUCGUCCAGCAACCCUAGAUCGUCCGCCUCCCACACCACCGCCACCGCUGCCGCCGCGCGAAACAAGGAGACGCGGCCCGCGCCGAGGUCGACCACGGCGGGGAAGAGCCUGCGCCUCAUCCGCAGCCUCUUGCCGGAGAUGGAGCGCCAUGUCCAAGUGCCUAGCCAGGAUACUAGCUGGCUGCUGCUCGGUUCCACUUGA
This is a messenger RNA of Panicum virgatum (switchgrass), 798 nucleotides long. RefSeq names its product vegetative cell wall protein gp1-like. Bases 1 to 798 code for a protein of 265 amino acids. The record is from RefSeq and is a predicted model, not a curated record. NCBI's taxonomy places the organism in Eukaryota, Viridiplantae, Streptophyta, Magnoliopsida, Poales, Poaceae. The transcript has a single exon.